This is a messenger RNA of Anastrepha obliqua, 1846 nucleotides long. Its product is annotated as major royal jelly protein 1-like. The transcript has 5 exons. Bases 105 to 1625 code for a protein of 506 amino acids. Gene Ontology annotation, cellular component: extracellular region. NCBI's taxonomy places the organism in Eukaryota, Metazoa, Arthropoda, Insecta, Diptera, Tephritidae. The record is from RefSeq and is a predicted model, not a curated record.
UACACCACCCAGUAAUACAAGCAAUAAAAAUAGCUCCUUUACAUAUUCAAUCAACUCAACCUCACAACGAUCCAAUACAAAAAUUUGAUUGCAACACAUAAUAAAUGGGGGACAAUAUGUGCCACCCAUCUACUAUUAUUUCAGCUACGCUGGUGAUUGCCUGCAAUUUGUUAUUUAGCGCUGUUACACCGGCGUAUGCGCCAACAGUGCGGUCGAAUUUGGAGAUUGUCAAGCAAUGGAAAUUAUUCUCUUUCGAUUUUCCACCACUGGCGCCAGUCUCCGAUACAAACUACUACAACCAGGUGAAUGUGGUGCCAACGAGUAUGACGGUCGCAUAUGAUCGCAUUUUCAUUGCCACACCCAAGCUGUUUUCUGGCGUGCCUGCAACGGUUAGCUACAUAUCGAAAUCGGACUACAGCGAGUCGCCAAGUUUGCAAGCCUAUCCCGACUGGUCGUAUACUGUUAGCGGCCGUAACAGUUUCAAUUGCAGCGAUCCAUAUUUGGUUUCAGUAUAUCGCAUGCGCAUAGACUCUUGCAAUCGUUUGUGGAUCUUAGAUGCCGCAGUUUCGCGUACUUUUGAAGACUCCGAACAAACGUGUCAACCGAAAAUUUUAGUGUUCGACUUGAGCACAGAUCGAGUGGUCAAGCGUAUUGACAUCCCAAAAGAUGUAUUGCGUAACCAGUCGAUACUCGUAAAUUUAGUGAUUGAUGAAACAACUUCUACUUCAGGAACAUGUGAUGAUGUCUUUGUUUAUAUUGCAGAUACCGUGAAACCUGCCAUUAUUGUUUACGAUGGAGCUCGUGAUAUGGUUUGGCGUCUCUCCCAUCCUGCUAUGUGGCCCGAUCCAGACUUGGGAUUGGUACAAGUACUAAACGAUCGCUUUUUCAUAAUGGAUGGCAUUAUUGGGUUGGCUUUGGAUACAGUAAAUGGCAUACUCUAUUUCCAACCAUUGGCUACCGAUCGUAUCUUCUCAAUAACAAAAGAUGCGCUUCGUGCAGGCCCACGACGAUUGCAUGAUGUACUACCAAUCCGCUUCCUGGGCAAGAAGUCUUCCCAGGGUCUACCACUCUACAUAGCGCCACAAGAUGGUAGUCUCCUAUUCAGUCCCGUCACUGAAACGGCAAUUGUGUCUUGGAAUCCGCAAACAAAUAAGCAGGCUGUUCUUUCCUACGAUGCAGAUGCACUACAAUUCGUUGCCGAUAUUAGCGAUUCGCCAUGGGAUAAUGGUGUGGUUUAUGCUAUGUCCUCAAAGUUCAAUCGCUUCACAUUAGAAACAGUUAACCGACAAGAGAUAAACUUCCGAUUGAUGCGGUUUAAAUAUCCCAGUGCAAGUGCAGUGACGUCACAAACCCUCUUCAAACCAUCUGAUCCCAUUAGAAGUGAUCUUUAUACGAAUGGGCAGCGUUUGAAUGCUUUGAAUGAUACAGUUUACACGCGUGGCGAUGAGCGAUCAGUGCCAUCUCCUAGUGUAGUCUACAAUUUGGAACAAAAUGCAAAAGUUUAUCAACUGCAUGGCAUACGAAAUGGACUACAUACCUUCAUGGGAAAUAGUGUGCCAGCAGUGACGAAUGGUUUUCCGCUCGGACUUAGUUAUAGCUAUAGUUUGGAACAUGGCGGCAAUUAAGUGGCGCCUUUGCGAGUAUUAAACUUGGCGGCUAACAGGUUAUUGUUAGGAGCUCGUGAAGUGCAACCAAUUGAUGUAAAUAUGUGUAUGAUUAGAAGUCGUAUUUGGUAUUUUGUAAAUAUUUUUUUAUGGUUAUAUGUAGUUGAGAUUUUUUUACGUGAAUUUGUAUAAUUAGCCACAAAUUAAAAUGAAUUUAAUAAAAUUUUUAAAACAUUACAAUA